AUGAAUUCACAGUAUCGGAACUCGAUCCAGCACCAGCAGCGAGUUAAGAAGAGGGAAGAAGAGCCUGUGGAUUUUAUGAGACUUUCGGACAAAGAAAUCGCGUCAUGCAUCAGCGAAAUGGGCAUCCCCUUCCAAGCAUCCGACAUCCUCAAACCCAACCCUCAAGUCAUCCAAAUGGUCUUCGAGCACCUCGGCGAACUAGUCAUGACCACAACACGGGACACGCUUGAUCCAGCCAUGCGCGCCGCCGCCGAAGACGUAUGCUCAGAGUUCCCCGAGAUUGUACCUACGGAAACACGAUUGUUGAUGGGUUUCUUCGUACAACUGCGGACCAUGCUCGAACAGUGUGGAAUUAACGAUUUCUCCUUCAGCGACCUGGUCCGCCCGACCCACGAUCGUCUGGCUAAGAUUCUGUCGUACGCCAUCAAUUUCAUCCGAUUCCGGGAAACGCACACCAGUGUCAUUGACGAGAACUUCAACAAGGCCGAGGCCACCAAAGCUAGGAUCGAAACGCUGUACACGGAAAACCAGGGCAUGGAGCAAAGGUUGGAAGAGAUGAAGCGAAACAGAAAAGCAAUGGAGGUUGCGGUCAAGGAGAAGAUGCGGCGCAACGAUGAAUUGAAGGCCCGACUGUUGGAGCUCCGUAAGGGUCAGGAACGAGUCGCGGAGCAGCUGGAACGAGCCAAAGCUGAGAAGGCACGGUCGCAGGCAACGCUGGAGGAGAAGACGGAAAGACUUGUACGAGUACGACAGGAGAGCGAGAAGUUGAGGCCCUACGUGCUUCAGAGCCCUGCCGCGCUGCAGAGUGCUUUGACCGAGCUGUCAGACAAUUUGGUGCGGGAAAAGGCUCAGAUUGAUUCGUUGGAGCGCAGAUGCCGUGCCCUUCAGACUUCGGGUGACAGCUUUACCUUCGUCCAGAAUGAUGUGCACAAUUGUGUCAAAGUGCUCGAGGAGAUCGCGGUCGAACUCCAGAAGGAGGAGGAGGAAGAUGCACGGGCAGCAAAGAAUCGUGAUGCUCUCGCGGAGCGGGGAAACAAUGUCCGCGAGGUCGAACAGAACGAGAAAUUGCUCCAGCGACAACUGAAGAAGUGGGAGGAGCGAACCGAAGAACUGCGGCGAAAGCACAAAGACCGAGACGAAGCCAACAAGGCAAAGAUGGACGAAUUGAGAGAACUUCAGAAGCAUCUUCGGGAGGAACGGGCGGAGAAGGGGCGUGAAAUGGACAGGAGGAAAGUAAGGAUUGAGCAAACGGAGAAGAAGAUGGCUGAUCUCAAGGACAACAUCGAGCAAGAGGUCCAUUCCGCUCACGAGGAAUACCUCAAACUUGAGUCCCACAUCAAGCUGUACAUCACGGAGAUGGAACAGAGCAUAUGA
Cladophialophora yegresii CBS 114405 is the source of this 1374-nucleotide messenger RNA. Its product is annotated as kinetochore protein nuf2. The coding region runs from base 1 to 1374 and encodes 457 amino acids. Gene Ontology annotation, biological process: kinetochore organization; meiotic chromosome segregation; mitotic spindle organization. Gene Ontology annotation, cellular component: kinetochore; Ndc80 complex. The transcript has 3 exons. Gene Ontology annotation, molecular function: protein-containing complex binding. The record is from RefSeq and is a predicted model, not a curated record. Lineage: Eukaryota; Fungi; Ascomycota; Eurotiomycetes; Chaetothyriales; Herpotrichiellaceae.